GGGGCAGGGGCCGGCCGGCCGGCCGCUCGGCUAAAAACAACCCUCGCCUAAUAAAGCGAUGGGGCCUGGUGCCCUCGCCCUAUAAAUACGCUCGGUGCGCGGCUGGCGGGCUUUGGCCGGCUCGGCUCGGCUCUGCAGGCGGGGCGGUACAACCAGCACAGCAGGGCCGCCGCUGCCGCCGCCUCCGUCGCCAGGACAGCCCCGGUCCCCGCACCCCGACACCCCAGCGAGAUGCCCCGGGUAGACGCAGACCUCAAACUGGACUUUAAAGAUGUCCUGGUCAGACCUAAAAGGAGCAGCCUCAAGAGCAGAGCAGAGGUCGACCUCAAGCGCACCUUCACCUUCCGUAACUCCAAGCAGACAUACACAGGAAUUCCCAUUAUAGUGGCAAACAUGGACACUGUGGGGACAUUUGAAAUGGCUGUGGUUAUGGCAAAACAUGCAAUGUUCACUGCAAUUCACAAGCAUUAUUCUCUGGAAGAAUGGAAACUGUUUGCUGCCAAUCACCCAGAAUGCCUUGAGCAUGUAGCAGCAAGCUCAGGUAGUGGACAAGAUGAUUUGAAAAAGUUAACAAGUAUACUAGAGGCCAUUCCAGCUAUCAGAUUCAUCUGCCUGGAUGUAGCAAAUGGCUAUUCAGAGUAUUUUGUGGAGUUUGUGAAGUCUGUCCGUGCCCUGUUCCCACAUCACACCAUUAUGGCAGGCAAUGUGGUGACAGGAGAGAUGGUAGAAGAACUUAUUAUUUCUGGAGCAGAUAUUAUUAAAGUGGGUAUUGGACCAGGUUCUGUGUGUACCACUCGGAUUAAGACAGGGGUGGGCUAUCCACAGCUAAGUGCUGUUAUUGAGUGUGCGGACUCAGCACAUGGCUUGAAAGGACAUAUCAUCUCUGAUGGAGGAUGCAACUGCCCAGGAGAUGUCGCCAAAGCGUUUGGAGCCGGUGCUGACUUUGUCAUGAUUGGAGGAAUGUUUGCAGGCCAUGACCAGAGUGCUGGAGACAUUAUAGAAAGGAAUGGCAAGAAGGUGAAGCUAUUCUACGGAAUGAGCUCUGAUACAGCCAUGAAGAAGCAUGCAGGAGGGGUUGCUGAAUACAGGGCUUCAGAGGGCAAGACUGUGGAGGUACCAUACAAAGGGGAUGUGGAACACACCAUCCUGGACAUCCUCGGGGGGCUGCGCUCCACCUGCACCUACGUGGGAGCUGCCAAACUCAAGGAACUGAGCAAGAGAACAACGUUCAUCCGGGUCACCCAGCAGUACAACGAGGUCUUCUCCUAGCCUAGGCCUGGGGGUCUGGAGAGAGGGGCAGGGGAGAAGAGCAGGAAGGACUGUUCUUUUCCCUUGCUUUCUCCUCCGUGUUGUGUUAGUGGCAAACUUCCCUCUCAGAAUGGCAGUGUCACAGCCAUUGACUAUGGCUGGGAUUUGGAAGGGGAAGGUCAUGCUAUUAACACAGUGCCGUUGAUUCAAAAUGCAAUAGCCUCAUCUUUAUUGUUGUGCCUAUUUUAUUUUUUAAUCAAUGUUUCUUCACCUGUUUUUUUCCCCCUCUGAUAAAUAGCUGCUGAAACCUCAGUUAACAAGGAAUUGGCUUGUACAGACAUGGCUGUUAACGCCUGCACACGUUCACACAUUCCCUUUUUUAAGACUGACCUGUCAGCUACCUCCACUUUCUGGCAGUGCACCUUUCAGAAAUUGCAGGCUGGGAGAGAAAAAGGUGCAAGGAAUUUCAGGGUGAAAUCAAAUUCUCUUAAUCUUUUUUCUGGCCAAAGAAUAGAUGUUAUGGCACAGCUGCCAGCCUGCAAAAUGUCAGAGGUGGAUGGUAGAUGAGGCCUGGCUGCUGGUGACAUGCUAAAAAUGCCAGAUCUCUGUCACUUUCAGUUCACAGGGCUGAUGUUGCUGUUGUUACUUAAACCUUCCUAUUCAAUGGACUUGCCCCUUCAGAGAAGCUGGCACUGAAUGUAACAAAACCAUGCUGGCCACCCUGCCCCCAUCUGAGGAGAUCAUUCAGGUGAACACUUUUCAGAGCUUGCCUGCUUUAUCAUGAGUGCAGUUAUUGAAUUACAUGGAUUCCUGCUUUUACUUGCUCUCUGGGAGCAGGUUCUUAAGACAUUGAAACUCAGCAACUGUUACCCUGACAAGGGGGGACGAUUCUUGCAGUCCUCCCUGUUCCCUUGCCUGCUCACAUCCAUUUAGCAAAGAUGUAAAAACGCUGUGCGGUGCAUUGUCUGUGGCCAGGUGGAGGAGGCCAGGGGGAUCAAAUUGCAUUCUGGUUAUGUGGUACCACUCCUUUGCAGUCCUUGACAUCAUGUAAAGCAAGAGAGAGUUUUUGGCAGAACAGCCUGAUUGAUUGCAAGACACUGUCAGGCAAUGGAGUUAAAGCAUUUGCUCUAAAGGCAGUAAUGAAUGUUUGAGACUCUGGGUAACACUUCAGUAAAGUGUAUUGCCUUAUAAUUAAUUGAUAAAUCACAAUGAAAAUUUGGAAAUAUGUGUAUUUGGAAAUACAUGUUGCAUCCACAUGAAUACCGCAGUAGCUCGAUACGAUAAAUGAUGCAAAAGUGAGCACCAAUGAAUUAAUAAUGUUUGGCCACUUACUUUAAACUGCUGCUGAGAUCAUAAUGCGGCUGAUGAUACUUCAGUACUUCAGAGUCUUACUUUCCUCUCCUAUAGACAUCUGUAGAAAGAGGCAGGCUUCCUUUGAAAAGCAAAAGAGUGAUCUGUAGGAAAAGGAAUAGCAAAGAGAAACUCUAGAAUUAAACUCAUAUGCUGGACUGCUCAAAAAGCCAAUCACAAGGACUGGUACAAUUGACCUGCUGAGAAGCAUGGUCACCACAAGCUGAUCACUUGUGAUUUUUAAGUGUGUUGUGCCCAUUAGAAAAAGCACAGGAUAUCUUCUGAAUUGCCUGAUAUUUUAAAUGUCUUCCAUUUAACACGUAGGAUGUACUUCUUAAUUGUGGGAUGACCCCUUCCUCUGCUUUGGAAGUGGAUGAGGCCUUGAUGUGAGCACAGGUUAUGCUUGUGCUGGCUGCAAGGACCAUUUGUCCUGCCCACAUAUCAUAAAGGAAUGUGAGUGCAGAAGAGAAGCAGGCUCUGUGAAUCCAGGCCCUGACCUCUGUUCCCUCCAGCCUGGAAGCAUCAUGUUAAGAGAAUGCCGGGCUGCCUCGCCACAGAAAGGCGCCAUGGGCCACCUACUGCUCUCAGCUCACUGGGCCCAGAGCAGGAGCAACAUGACCUCUCUGCAUCAGUACAGCUGUGGGACAGCACUGUUCCUCUAUUUAUGUUAAGUAAGAGGGAAGCAAAUGGACACCUCUUGUCAGGAGUGGGGUUAGACCACCACAGCCCAGGCCUGACCACAGGUGUGUCUCCACACUGGUGCCUUCACAUGUGGGAAGUGCAGCACUCUGCUGGUCUCAUGCCCACUCUCAAUAGCGCUUUUCUACUUUGUUUUUAGCUACAUUUCUAAGUGGAAUUUAAGAAAUACAUAUGCAUAUAAAAAGAUAUAUAUUUGUAAACAUUUUUUUUUUUUAAAGAUCAUGCACACAUCAAACCGAGCAGCUUCAUGAUGGCCUCAGAACAUUUUCUUUCCCGAAGGGCAAGUGCUGGGGGCAAGGGGAGACUGCUUCUCCACAAGUGUGGCAAAUGGAGCCAUUCUUAAACCUGCUUUCCUUCCGCUCCUGCACAUACCUCUGAUCAUUGACUAAUAGAAGAGGGACAAGCUGUUCUUAAGUUGUCCCCCAAAUUCUUCAGGCUGUGAAUGAUGCCAUGAAUGGUGACUGAUAAAGUUUUGAUAUUAGGUAUAUUGUUUUGAUAUGCAGGAUGUUUUCUUUCAUUUUCUUCUCUCCAAAAGUGAGCAGGAAAGACAAAUGAGAUGCAGAAAGGCUGAACCGGUAGCAUGUCUGCAUCUCACCCAGUUAUAUGUGAGUUUUGUUCAGGAAUAACCCUCAGCUAUGUCAGUGCCAACCAUUGACACUGUACAUAUACAGCUCUCAGACAGGCUGGAAAAUAAAUUUUAAAAAACCCUAAAAACUUAAAAAAGAAAAGAGUACUUGAGUCCCCCUUCCUGUGCUGCAGUAAUUGCCCUGAUCUUCACUUAGCUCCAGGUCCUGUACCCUGCUCAAGCCUGCUGCCACUCCCACAAGGAACUGAGGCAGAGGGAGCCAGGAACACACUUUGGCAGGAUGGUCCAAGUCAAGACCACAGCCACUGACAAUGCCAUGUGCCAUUUGUGGAUCUACCUCACCUGCGCAUCUAACUGGGUUCUUUGUUAUUUGGUGUGCUUUUGUGGGAAAUGAAAUUUGUAAGUGCUUAAUAAUGCUUAGUGUUGAGUGAUUCUGCAUAACCAGGUCUUCUCUAACCCUACCCCAUCCUCUGUCCAGAGGAAUGCUAUGAGUGUGACAGCCUGUACUGGCUGCCCAGGGCCAUGCCUGUUUCCCCCAGCCAGGCAAUUGUUGAGCUCCCAAAAGCAGUGCUGAGGUUCCCACUGGCUCCACAGGGGUGCGGUUUAGCAUACCAAAGACCUACAAGUGGGGAUGCUGAAAAGGGCAACAUUACAUCAAUAAGCAAUCCCUGCUGAGAAUGUCUGCCUUUGGCUUCUUGAAACGUAAGGAUGCCUCUAACACCCCUGGUGCUCCCAGUCCUGCUCUGGGGUUGCUGCAGCACAUUGUGCAGGGUGGGCUUAUGCCCACAGAGCCUGGUUACUGGAACUCUCCUUGGAGAGGAAGGGCUCAGCACAGGAGAGGCCUUGCUUACUCCCCAGUGACUGUGUGGUGGCUGCAAGGAGUGCACCAUGCACAUGGACACCUUGUAGGCGUAAGCAGUUGAUAAAGGGGUAGGCCUUGAGCCAGCAUCCUGACAGAUGCAAAACAAACCAUGCAGGUCUCCAUUCUCUGGGAGAAACACAUUCCCAUCUGCUCAUUGGAAUAGCCAGUCCCCACUGGCACUGGGGCAGGGGCUUUGGCUGUGCUUUCCUCUCCCUUAGGGUAUGGUGGGGUUGAAUGUAGGAUGGGGAUACCCUGUAAAUAACGGAGCAUUGUAAGCAGGAUCAGAAGAAGCCUCUGUUUGCCUUUGGGUGAGUUUUCCCAUAUGAAAUGUGCCUGUCUCUUCUUUCAGCUAACGGGGGUAGAAAGGAUGGGGAUAAGGAAGAAAUGUGGCAGCUGUUGGCCAAGUCCCAUGGUGUUGGGACAGGUUUUCAGUCAAGGACAUGAUGAGAGUUUGAAGCUUUUCUGAACCAAGCACUACCUACUUUGUACCUGUUGAACUCCACUCUCAUGCCAGACUUGUUGCUGCAGCUGCCACUGUAUGUAGUGUCUAUCCAUCACCAUCUCACGUCCUCCACCAGGGGAUGGUGCUGUUUAGUUGCUGAUAACAGUUUUACACCAAAAAUUCUUCUUUGGAGUCAGGAGUGCUUUUGCAACCAGUGCCAGGUUUGGCCUUAUGUAGAAGAGAGGGGAGGAAGUGAGGCCCAAUACCAGCAGUUUGCCCUCGCAGCAGCCAGGGCCAGCAGGUGGGAGAGGGCCAGCCCUUCCCUGUGGGCUGGGAGCUGCCAGGGGCAGCAGCAUUGAAGCAUAUCUUGAGUAGAGCUGGCACAGCUCUGUACUCAGGAGAGACCACCCCCUGCAGCCUUAGCUUCAUUUGUGGUCACACAGAUGCUUAAGCGAGCCCUCCCCAACAUUUAUUUGACCCAGUGUUUACUGGCUAAAGUUUUCAUAUAUAAAUCAGCAGUUUGGAGUCCAGAACUCCCUGACAUUGCUUGUGAUAACUGUGAAGCGCUUCUGUGUCAUUGGCCAAAAGCUGAUGGGCUUUCAGUGUUUUGCUGCCCUGCUUGGCCCUGCUGAGAUGGUGAUGAGAGCGCUGCCCCCCUUCCCUCUGCUGUGGCAUUGCCGUGUGCGCUACCCAAUCAUCCCAACUGCUCCCAAGUUUUUGUUAUGCAAUAAAGAGCUUCACUCUGACGGGCUGCAGAGAGUUUUAUGGCCGUGGGUGGGACGGUACGGGCGCCUUUUGGAAUCGUUGCUAAUAAAAGCCAAUGCUCUCAGAUGCAUUGCCAUGGUGGGGCAGGGAAUUAAACUGGGUAAAUUAUGUCCCUAGGAAAGCUCUCUCCCCUUCAGUCAUAAAAGACAAAACACGCUUUUGCAAUUGGCACUGUUAUUUUAUUAGUACGAGUAUACUGAAACAAUAAACUUGUACUGGUAUACAGACAAUUUCUUUAAAACAAUUUUGUUCAAAUUUUGAAUCAAACAUUGUUUUAUUAUAAUAAUGAAAUAAUUUCUACCUAGAAAACCUGCAAGCACCAUCAAAGAAAGGGACCAUAAAAUUCAAUAAACAGACGCGAGUGUAUCCUACAAAUAGACACACCACCAUUAGAAAAUAGAAUAUGAAUUCUUCCAUUUUUUUUAAUAUUUGUUUUAAAAAAGCUAGUGCAAGUACAAUAUUUUACACUGGAAUUACAGAGAGUAUGCACGCAUAUGGAAAAAAGUUCUCCUGUCACAAUAAAAGCUCUUAACUAUGUCUGUAUGCACUUAAAAUCUUCUCCUCUUUUCAAUAAGGUGCAAAACGUUAUUCCCUCCCUAUUUUCUCCUUUGUACUGGCCAUGUCAGCUCAAUUUCUCCCCAACACAAAGCUGCGAUAUCCCUUUUAUUGGGCCUACACUAGGAACUACACUGGAAGUGUGAUUUGCAACAACCCUCGUUAGUAAUACCAGACAAUUAAAAAAAAAAAAAAAUUACUUUAAAAACUACUGAUGUCAAAUGGCUGGACCUGACCCCAGCUUGGCCAAGUGCCACUGCCAGCUGCUGCUGGGAGCGGUGACAUAGCUAGUACAAAAUGGAUUUCAGUAGCUCACCCAAACUGAAAAAGGUUGGGAAAUUCCCCCACCCCCACUUUUGUACACUGCGAAAAGAACAGUGUUCAACAAGUUAAUAUAUUAUUAAAAAAAAAAAAAAGGAGCAAAUACAUACAUUAGUGAGUUUCAACAUUAGCUGACUGUCGUGAAGAGCUGCAUCUAUGCCCUACCAGAUUAGUAACUUUGCGAAGCGCCUGGCCUGACGGCCCGGCUGAAGACGCAGACCGAGCCACCUGCAGCCACCCCCGGCUCGUUUUUGCCCUCAGCUGCCCAGAUCCAAACCCGAUGGACUGGAACAAGAAUUCUGCAGAGCUUGUUCAAUGGGAGAGUACCUGGGUCCUGCACUUUUAAAAGGUGGAAUCCCCUCACCAGUGGGUGUGCAGGGGCAGGCCUGCACUGCCUGCAGAGCCAGUGGUCCCACUCUGGGACCCAAUCUGGGCCCUGAAGUUUCUGCCCAUCACCCAUCCUGUAGUACAGCAAGGACAGCUUGAACAAGUGUCUCCGCUCGCUGCAAACAACACUUCCAAUGCACACCUACUGCGUGGUCAAGGGAAAGGGCACAGGAGCUUUAACUGCUCAAAAUAGAAACUAACAAAAAAGAAACAACCUUGGAUGAAGCCUCCAUAAAAUCUCAGUGGAAGACUUGAGUCCUUUCAGCUAACAACAAGAAAAAAAACCUAUGGAAACCUUAGAGACUGUUAUUGUAUAAAUACUACCUGUUGGCUGAAUGCACUUCACCGUAACACAACUGGGGCUGGUCUCUGAGCACCUGGGGGUCACUUGCACAGGGCGAGCAUUCCCACUCCGUGUUCCUGCGGAAGUCGAAGCUGGGGUCACCUCCGGGGAGGGGGAUGGGAGCACCCUUAAACUUUGCCCUCUCCACCCUGCCACCAGCUCCCAGCUGCCCAGCUCAAUCUUUGGAACAGAAAAGGAUCCUCUCUUCAGAAACUGCUUCAGGAUCCUCUCCUUUUGGCUUCUGGAAAACAUCAGUCUUGCCAUCAGUCAAGACCAUCACUGGAACCAUGCUCUGUGUGACCAGCUGCUCCCGGCGCCCUGGCAGCAGCGGUGGGGGAGAGGGGCAGUGACAGGGGCUGGAAGGCCGGGUCGCCUCAGGUACCAUGCUGCUGCUAGUACUGGGCAAGGACACCUUGUUACAAGCACUUCUAGCUCAGGGUUGUACUCUUUGGAUUUCAUCUGGAACAGGCAGUGCUGAAAACACAUGGAACAGCAUCCCCAGAGAGAAAAAAAUGGGACCAAAAGGCCUCAGACAGAAAGUACACAGGUUGUGCUCUGCCAGCAGCAGCUCUCAACCCGAGGGCUGCCAGCACCAGCAGGGUCCCCAAACUCGGGCCAGCCAGGCCAUGCCUGCCCUGGACACGGCCGAGACCUCCCUCAAAACCGGCCUUGACCUCUGGGCUGCCAGGGGCUUCCUCAGCGCAGGCAGAAGAGACUUAAAGCCAAAAUAUAACUGGAGAGUGAGACUCUAGUUUUGCACAGUAGCCACCCUUCGAAGUGCCUGGUAGCUGCACUCAAGAAUUGCUGCUCCAAGGUGUAUUUUCAGCACAGGAAUAAACAGUGUGACUCCAUUCCCCAGAAAUGGGACCCAUGUAAUACAAACAGAAAAUUAAGCACAGUUGUUCUUUAAGAGCCUUUUAAGUAAUAAUUCUUCCUGGCCAGAGCCAAUACAAAUCAGAUCAUCUAGACAUGACAUUUUCUAUAUACAAAAAACAUGUAACUUUCAACCUUUCUCUGCUUUUGUAUUUAAAAACUUUUUUUUUUUUUUACAAACAAGGUAUGAAACUCACUGUUCAAACAGAGCCAUCUCUUUUUCAAACACUGAAUGAAUCAUUCCAACAUUCAUUUUUCUUUUGUGCAAUUUUUUAAAACAUUACCUGUACUCCUCAAUGUGAGUGCUUCAAAAAAAGUUUCUAUUUUUAAUAAGCUUCUCAAAUUAGGUUUACAUCAAAAAAUAUUCCCACAAGGUAUAGUGCUACAAGAAAAGAUCCUAUCAGUAAAGGUAACACAUCUGAAGCGAGGUCGUCUAUGUAAAAGAAAUUGAACUCUGGAGUAGAGGUGUGCAACGCGUUUGGAAUUUCCCUAUGGGCACAAAGCAAGGCUGUCCUCAGGACAGGGAAUCAAGUGGACAUGUAGG
Molecule: messenger RNA, 8975 nt
Organism: Pseudopodoces humilis (Tibetan ground-tit)
Lineage: Eukaryota; Metazoa; Chordata; Aves; Passeriformes; Paridae
Gene: GMPR
Product: guanosine monophosphate reductase
Biological process (GO): nucleotide metabolic process
Cellular component (GO): GMP reductase complex
Molecular function (GO): GMP reductase activity
Source: RefSeq, a predicted model, not a curated record